UGUAUACGACUGUCUCCCCCCUACACCACACAGAGUUGAAUCUACCUCAACACUGCAUAAAAGUCAAAUAGAUGGAAAGUUGUUUGAUUUGUGGAUCGGAAUCGUGUUGCUAAAUUGAGUGGUGUAGCAUUCGAAAUUCUUCGAACAUAAGGCUAUGGAAGAAGUGAUAACAGCAACAUGCAUUGCACCGAUAAAUAUUGCGGUCGUAAAAUAUUGGGGAAAACGAGAUGAUAAACUGAUACUACCAGUGAAUGAUUCAAUUAGCGGUACCUUGUCUACGGAUCAGUUAUGUGCAAAGACAACAAUCGCAGCAUCUCCAACAUACACCGAGACCAAAUAUUGGUUGAAUGGAAUCGAAGGCGACUACAAAUCGAACGUACGAAUGAAAAAUGUUAUCAAAGCAAUGAAAAAAUUGGCAAAGAAAAAAUGUCCAAAGAAUAAAGCCUUGAAGUACAAAUUGCACAUAUGUUCUAUCAACAAUUUUCCAACGGCAGCUGGUUUAGCGUCUAGUGCGGCUGGAUAUUCAUGCUUAGUUUACACAUUGGCCCAAUUGUACGGAAUAGACAAUGAAGAUUUAACACCAAUAGCCCGAGUGGGUAGCGGUUCAGCGUGUCGAAGUCUGAACGGCGGCUUUGUACAUUGGCUGAAAGGUGUCAGUCCGACCGGUGAGGAUUCGGUGGCCGUGCAGCUAUGCGAUGAAAACUAUUGGCCCGAAAUGCGAGUGUUGAUCAUUGUCGUGAACGAAGGGAAAAAGGCGGUCAGCUCAACGAGUGGCAUGAGUUCGACGACCACCACAUCGGAAUUGUUCAAUUAUCGGAUUAUGAAAUGCGUUCCGGAACGCGUUCGAUUGAUGAAGAAGGCGAUUGCUGAACGAAAUUUCAAGGACUUUGGUGAACUGACAAUGAAAGACAGCAAUCAGUUCCAUGCAGUUUGCUUAGACACUUAUCCUCCGUGUGUUUAUAUGACGGACGUUUCGCAUAGGAUAGCCGCUAUAAUCCACGGAUACAAUAAGAACGCUGGUGAAACUUGUGUGGCAUACACAUUUGACGCUGGUCCGAACGUUUGCGUUUAUUUGUUGGAAAAAGAAGUUCGUAGAUUCGUUACCAUGUUGGCUGCCUUCUUUCCUUGCGAUGCAUACGACGAAGGGAAAUUCGUUCGUGGCAUUCCAAUCAAAUAUCUUAGUAAAAUAUCAGAAGAGUAUAUGACAAAUCUGGGAGGAUCUUCGUACAUAGAACGGGAUAGAGUCAAAUAUAUCAUUCAUACAAAAUUAGGCAGCGGUCCGAAAAGACUCGAUGAUCCAGAUGAUUCGCUGCUGGGCGCAGAUGGUUUACCGAAAGCAAAUCCAAAAGUACAAUCUAGUAUUGAACAAGAGGCAAGCGCUCCGCCGUGCGAACCGCACGAGGUUCCACCAGAAAAUGUUAUGUAUUUGGGAGUACCAUGGGGACCGCAAUGGGCCGAACAAUGGCUGGCGCAAUGGGGUAAACCAAAUGGUGCCUCCUGGGGAGGACAUGGAUUCCCGUUUGGUGCUCCGCCAGGUAUUGCAAUAAAAAUGGAUGCGGCUUUAAUGUCAAAAGUGAAAAUCGAGUCAACCGAAUCUUCCAAAUCGACGUCUUCAUCGAAUGAAUCGGACGAUGCAACGACGUCGGCCGAACGACCAGAUCGUCAAAAUGCCUUCCAAGAUUUAGAAUCGAAAGCAUCAACGUUGAAUAAAUUAAUGGACGUGGACGUCGAAAUGAACCGAAUGAAUCAAUAGGCACACGGUGCGACAUUUUUCUAUUUAGGCAACCAAAGGGCAACCCGUAAGAGCAAAUUUUAAGCGAACAUUUUGACAUGACUUCUGUGAAAUUAGUUUUCCGUGAAAUGUUUUACGAACGACGGGUCAGGAUCGGAUUAAGCUUUUUGGCGUCGCUGUGCUGUGAUGGUCUUCCAUCCAAAAGAAUCAAAGACUUCGAUUCGUUCACAGCUAAGAGAAAUCCUGGCCAGUUGGCAGAACGAGUAACUGAACUAUCAGCAGAACUUGGUAACUAAUUGGCCAGGAAUGAUAGAACAUUCGAUAUUUGUAACGCUUUGUCAACGGACCAAACUGAGGAUCAUAUGAGUCAGUGUUAUUGUUUGUACUGUGCUUGUGGACAUGUAAUUUAAACGUUGACAGGUAAUUCCAUUUUCAACUUCGAUUUUCUGAUGUCAACUUACAGCCACUCUCAUUUUCAAUAAUGACAGCAUAGUAUGAUUGUAUACACAGGUCCCGUACUAAAAUUAAGUCCUAGUGCUUGGUUCUGUUGAGGUGCGUUGAGGAUGUUCAAUAUCUUUUAUCUGUCGUCUGUCGUUUCAACGUUUUCUUACCUCAAACGCAAACAUUUGUUCGAAAAUCACAAUUGGCAAAACGUUUCAAAAUUUCACAGCACUGAGCUUUAUUCAGCACAUAGAUUAAUCCGAGACUGCCUACGUCAACAAUACUUUGAUAUUUUUGAUGGCAUUACCUCUUCUUAUGAGGAUUUUUUUUAAUCAUAUUUGGAUUUUAUACUACAAAAAGAAAGAAA
Messenger RNA from Bradysia coprophila, 2540 nucleotides. It is a transcript of the gene Mvd, whose product is annotated as mevalonate diphosphate decarboxylase. Gene Ontology annotation, molecular function: diphosphomevalonate decarboxylase activity. Lineage: Eukaryota; Metazoa; Arthropoda; Insecta; Diptera; Sciaridae. Gene Ontology annotation, biological process: isopentenyl diphosphate biosynthetic process, mevalonate pathway. Gene Ontology annotation, cellular component: cytosol. The record is from RefSeq and is a predicted model, not a curated record.